Messenger RNA from Argiope bruennichi, 3019 nucleotides. RefSeq names its product TD and POZ domain-containing protein 3-like. Gene Ontology annotation, cellular component: cytoplasm; nucleus. The record is from RefSeq and is a predicted model, not a curated record. The coding region runs from base 266 to 1816 and encodes 516 amino acids. The transcript is spliced from 2 exons. Gene Ontology annotation, biological process: regulation of proteolysis; proteasome-mediated ubiquitin-dependent protein catabolic process. NCBI's taxonomy places the organism in Eukaryota, Metazoa, Arthropoda, Arachnida, Araneae, Araneidae. Gene Ontology annotation, molecular function: ubiquitin protein ligase binding.
AACGCCGAUGAUGAGAAACAGAGCUGAGAUAAGCGGUUCGAUGAAGCAGGUGCGGUGAGUUAUCUCUCUUCGUGUUUAUGAGGAAAGUUUCAGUUCGUUAUCUUUAUCACUUCGGAGGCGUAUCGCUUCAAAAUUGAUAUUUACGUACCGGUGAUUGUACCUUUUAUUUCUUACAGAAUCUGCAUCAAAAUCGAAUUCUCGAUAUCUGUAUUCUUUAAAACCAUGAACUUUUGAUUCAGUUGAAUUAAAUUUUGCUCGUGGAAUCAUGCCUAGAGUCAGUUUCACAAUAAUUUGGAAACUUGAAAACUUCACUUUCCUUCCCAAGACAUCACAGCAUGAACAGGUUACGAGUCCACUUUUUGUGGCUGAUAAUAUGGAGAAGACGAGCUGGAAUCUGCUGCUACGUACCCCCGCAUACUCUCAGACUGGAUAUUCUAAUGAUGACGAAUUUCGCUUCUACCUUUCUAAAAGUUCGCAAACGGAACCAAACCUCAUUUCUGUCGACUACGAACUCUCUAUUCUGUCGAGGCGUGGCUUAAAAGAGAAAUCUGUUUCAGUAAAUAAAUUUCGGUUUCACAUGGGUAAUUCUCUCGGAACUCCUCUUUGUAUACCACGGGAUGAAAUAUUUGAUAAAAGAGAAAUUCUGCCAGGGGAUACAUUAACAGUGCAGUGUAAGAUCUGGUAUAAUCAUAAUCAGUGCAACUUGGAACCUGGUUUUAGCUUGGCUCGUACUCGAAUCGAUGCUGAACGGAAAUUGUUCACAUGGAAAAUUGACAAGUUCAGCACUUUCUGUGCCGGUGAUCAAAGAUCUGUUAGCGUACUACUGUUCUCAAGCCAGCAUAUAUGUGUUACAUUAACACUUCUGUUAACCGACGGCUGGGGAUCAUUUACUGAAGAAGGUAAUAUUAAGAUAGAACUUAAAGGAAAAAGCAAAGGGAAAAGUUGCUACUUAAUGCUUGGAAUUUCAGUUCAAGAUAAAAAUGAUGAACCCGCGCAUCAGUUUCAAGAGGAAUUAAAACUAAAGAAAGAAAGUGAAAAAUUUUAUUUGUCUUUUAUUCUGAAGAGGAAGCAACUACUCGAAGCUAAAGACUCGCUUCUUCCAGGGGAUGUAUUGUCUCUUAAAUUAGACAUGGUAGCUUAUGAUGUAGUCUUUAACCAAAGGGAGCUUUCAGUUUUCGGUCACAAUGCAGAAUCGGAACUGAGAGCAGCUCUCAACAAUACGAACUCGCCAUUUCACUUAGGAAAAAGGAAGAGACAUUCAAGUUCAAAUUCAUUGACAAAUGACCUGAAAUAUUUAUUUGAAGACAAACAGCAUGCUGAUAUUAGCCUUCGAGUUCAGACUGAGACAUUUCCUGUCCAUAGAGCUAUCCUGGCUGCUAGAUCAUCGGUCUUCAAAACUAUGUUUGAUACUGAUAUGAAAGAAAAAUUCACCAAUACUAUCGAAGUAAGCGAUAUCGAACCAGACACAAUGCGACGGUUAUUGCUAUACAUCUACAGUGAAAACUGGGAUAGUGAUAUUCAGUGGGAAAAUGUUUCCAGUCUCUAUUUGGCUGCAGAGAAAUACUCUGUUCUGGGUUUGAAAGUAAAGUGUUCUUCUUAUUUGAGGGCGAAUAUAAGCGCUACAAACGUAGGCGAAAUAUUUGUUUUGGCAGACAUGCUGGGUGAUGCUGACCUGAAGGAUUUUGUACUGAAUUUUAUACAAGAUAAAUAUGAGCAAGUCAUAAAUUCAAAUGAAUGGAAACAUUUUGCGCAGGAGCAUCCGCAACUGACUAUUGAUAUCCUGACUCGCUUGUACAAGAGUGUAAAGCAAUUCUGACUGAAGACAAAGAUCAAGUUGUCAGUUCUGUCGGCUUCUGUAAAGGUCCAGAAUUGUUUCUUUCUUUUGAAAAAAUGUUCGUCAAUUUUUAAAUUGUUAAUACAGACAAAUAAAUCUGAAAAAAGCUGGUGAUGGCGGACUUGCUCAUCUAAUUUAUAAAAAUGAUUUUGGACUUUUUUUUUUUUUUUUUAACUUUUAGAGCAGAAUGCAUUUUGGUUUGCAAAAUUGAAAAUGGAAACUUUUUGAAGGUUGUUGAAUAAUGCAUAAAAUAAAGAGUUUUUUUUUUUUUUAUCAAAAACUUUGGAUGUGCGAAAUCACAAUAAAAUGCUUCAUCGUCUUUCGAAGGGCUGGAAUCUGUUAUUAUGUUGCAAUUACAACAACGAACAACGACGAAUCUUUAAAUAUUCUUUAGUUUUCAAUUUGCUAAUUGAGACUAUCUAAUUUAUCAGCAGGUAAUAUUUACAAGAUCAUCAUCGUACGGAAUCAUUUAUUUAAAAUUUUAUAAAAUAUUAUUUUAAAUUGAUUUUUUUUUUUAAAUUUUUGACCUAGAAUACAUUUUGAUUCAGGAGAUUCGUGCAAUUGGGAAUGAAGACUUUCCCACUAUUAUAAAAUAAGUUAUACUGAAUGUAAUAUAAAUGAAUAUUUUUAAAUUGUUGUAUACAAGCUGGAAAUGUUUCUAUCUGCAUUUCGAAAUUGCAAUUGUACUUAUUUUUAUUUCCCUUUAUUAUAAUAAUACAACUAAAUUUGUAAAAUGCAAGAAUUUUGAUAGGCAUUAAUAUGUUUUGAAAAAGUAUAUAUAUUUUUUUCCUUGUUUUCUUGCUAGAAAAUAAUUGUUUUAACUUCUUAGUUGUGAAUGAAUUACUGUAUAGUACCUUGUAGCAGUUGCAUUAUUCUGUCUUCUCUUUUGGAUAAUAGAUGGCGAUGCCUGAUUAGGUGCGCAUCCCAUAAUGCAUUGCGAUUGUAAUGUAAUGAGAUGAGUUGCUGUUCUGUAAAAGUGUGCGCUCGAAAAUGUCUUGUCUUCGUGCUUGGUGUGAAAUGUGAUCAUUAAAGAAAUGUUACCGAAAACAUGGUUUUUCUUGCUUCCACUGUACGGAUCAUAAUGAUCUUCAUUCCAUCACAACCUGAAUUUGGAAUGUGAAAGAAAGAAAUUUGAUUGGAAACUGCAUUGAAUGUUGUUAAACAGAAUAAAUAUUUGGAAAAUCA